ACGGUGACAUAGAUUAUCGUUUUUGUAGGAAUGUGAAAUGUGAGCUUCUCGUCUAAUCCGAGACCUGGCGCUCAGGUGCACGAUGGGAAAGUGACCAAUCGCGCGGAUGGCCGUCAACUCUCGCGAGGGUGGUGGCUGCCAGGAGGAUGGGAGGAGGAACGAUGGGGGGGCUGUCUGUCAGACGGUUGUGCACGGCCGCAAAAACAGCCGAUACAGAUGCCGCCAGGCGGCGAACGUGCACGUGCGACGGUUUUUUUCCCCUUUUUUUUUCCUCCUCUCGGCUGCAAUGUCCAAGAGGCCGUCGCGGAGCGAAGCCCUCGACGACAUCUCCGCCUGGGACACGGAAGAGGUGCUGCGCCUGCUGCGCAAGAACGGACUAGAAGAAUGUUGCAACGCAGUGAUGAAACGGCAAAUCGACGGCGAUGAGUUACUACACUUGACGGAUGGGAAGCUGGCUCUCUGGAAGAGUGACCUCACGCGUCCGCAGAUAGGAAAAUUAUGGACUUUUGUGCAAGAACUGAAUAAAUUUCCGGAAAGAUAUCUAUCGAAUAAAAUUAUAGAAGCGCAACAGAACGAUGAUCACUUGAGCGACAGCGGUUCCUGGGGAACCGAUUUUGAUGAUGAAGCGACGGAAGAAAUCAGUUCCUUUGAUGAUACGCAAGAAACUAUAAAACCGAGUCUAAUUAAAAAUAAACAGACUCUGUUUUUGCAGAAUAAUAGGAUACCGAUUAGUAGGAUACCGAUGCGAUCGUCGAAGAAAAUAACACAACCGAAGGAGGAAGAGACUUAUGCCAAUUGCGAAUCUUCCUGUCAAGAUGAAGAAGAAAAUAUAUAUGCGAAUUUCCAGGAGACAAAAUUACCGCCGACAAGAAAUAUCUCGAGGUUGCACAGCCAGUUAGACAAAAGUUUAGCCGAGAAACUGAAGGAGGAGUUGAAGCACAGGAACAACCAACCGACAAAAAAACCAGCGAUUGGCCCGAAACCUGAGGCACUGUCAUCGCGAAAAAUCCCAAUAACAGAUUCUGGCAAAAGGCUUCCGCAGAAAUCCUUUCUACAUAAUGCGCCGAAGACGCACCAACACAUUCCUAAUGAUCAAAGAAAAACGCAAAGGAGGAUGACCGUGCCACCACCGCCAGAGCCUAAAAAAAAUAAGGACUACACGUCUGUGGAUACCAAGAAAGGAUCCGAUAAGGAAUUACCGAAACCACCACCGGCCACCAUAAGAAAUUUCGAUCUCGUGGCGAAUUUGCCGGCGCGAACGGAGGAGAGCGAGGAUGAAUAUGAAACAUUCGACGAGAACAUCAUUGAGCAAGUACAGCAGAUUUCGCGGGUCGAUAGCAAGCAAUCGUUGCACAGCGGUCGUCAGGGAUCGAUCGAGAGCGUUUAUAAACCGCCCAGUGCCACGAGCCACGAGGAAGAGGGAGAGGACUACGAGAUUUAUGAAUCUAUUACGGAAACGCCGGAGGAUAAUGGUUACUUGAGCCCUAUUCAAAGGACAAACAAUGUUCAACAAGAACCGCCUCCUUUACCCGCCAAAUUGUCGCCAACUCUAUCGACUCCUCCUAAUAGUAUCAGAUUGGAGAAACACCAAGACAUAUUCGCGAUCCGCCGAGGAAUACGUGACGAAUUCGCGAUAAUGGCAAGUUUAAUGAGCGAUACGAAGCGGAAUAUGUCGCUUAAUACAGCGAUACGCCGGCAAGCAAGUCUCUCAGAAUGUUUAACACAAGCAGCCCUUACGCAAGCUCGACUUAACUUAGCAAAACGAUCACCGGAUAAAAAAUCAGCCACAGUACCUCAUGCUGACAGUAACACUUCGCUGUCAACCGAGAGAGCCACGCGACCGCUACCGCCGCCGCCCGAUAAACAAUCUUUAGUAGACAAAUCGUGGUAUCAUAAUGUAACGAGAGAACAGGCGGCUGCGCUCAUCGAAGAACAAGGUACUUACAGUAACCCACAAGAUGGAUAUUUUUUAUUAAGACCAUCGACAACAAACAUUGGCAAUCCCUUAGCCUUGGUGCUUUGGUAUAAAGAUAGGGUUUACAAUGUUCCAGUUAGAAAGAGAACUGACAAUAGAUACGCACUGGGCUCUGCGAAAGUGAAUGAGCUGUCUUUUUCGACGAUCGACGAGAUCGUGGCGUUUUACUUGAAGGAGGAACUGAUGCUCUACAGCGGCGGUGUGCAGAUUGGAAGCACGAGAUUGACUGACACUCCACCAAAAUAAUUUCCGCUAUGAUCAAUCUUGAUGUAAAUGGGAACAAGAAAUACUUCUCAAUAAUCUCGAUAUGUAUAAGAAUUUUAUACAUAUGUUAACACUGCCGGGCAAACAUUUAUAAGACGUCGCAACAAUCUCCAAAUCGUAGAUAGGUCGAUCAAUGAAUUGAUAAACAAAAUUUUACACAGUGCCUCUUUAGUGUCUUUAUAUUUAAAAUGCAAAAUU
This is a messenger RNA of Camponotus floridanus (Florida carpenter ant), 2437 nucleotides long. Its product is annotated as lymphocyte cytosolic protein 2. Gene Ontology annotation, biological process: intracellular signal transduction; cell surface receptor protein tyrosine kinase signaling pathway. The record is from RefSeq and is a predicted model, not a curated record. Lineage: Eukaryota; Metazoa; Arthropoda; Insecta; Hymenoptera; Formicidae. The transcript has 10 exons. The coding region runs from base 107 to 2221 and encodes 704 amino acids.